Messenger RNA from Macrobrachium nipponense, 1435 nucleotides. RefSeq names its product non-structural maintenance of chromosomes element 4 homolog A-like. Bases 204 to 1208 code for a protein of 334 amino acids. The transcript has 9 exons. NCBI's taxonomy places the organism in Eukaryota, Metazoa, Arthropoda, Malacostraca, Decapoda, Palaemonidae. Gene Ontology annotation, biological process: DNA repair. The record is from RefSeq and is a predicted model, not a curated record. Gene Ontology annotation, cellular component: Smc5-Smc6 complex; nucleus.
UCAUGGACUACUAGGGCUACUACUGAAGCUAACUUUGUUUUGAUAAGUUUGGCGGAUGUUGUCAUAGUGUUUGAUACUGUGUUACUCCAAAAACAGUAACCUUAUGGCUUAGGCUUUUCUAAUCCGGUUUUCAACUGGCAAGACUGUUUUGUGGUUUGAUGACACUACUACAUUGAAGCAUAGUAAUUUCUCCAAUUUGAACAAUGUCGAGAUCAGGAUCAUCAAGAAGUGGCACGAUUGCCGUGUCAGAUUCAACUCGUGAGUCGUUCACUGAGAAGGAGUUGAUGGAGAUGAAAGAACGCAUGUCAAAUGAAGCAAAUAGAGUAGUUAGAGAUCGCUAUCGAAGUCUUCUCAUUGACCAGCAAGAAAAAGUUGACAGGGCUGGUGAACCAGGUGUGCCUGUCGAAGAACUAAAGACCAUGGUGUGCUUGGCUAAUGAAGAAGUAAAUAAAGUUAUGAGACCUAGGGAGGCUGCGCUAGAUGCAGAAUAUUUGAAGACAUGUGGUCAGUUGAUGAAAGCAACCAUUGAAAGGAGACAGUUUAAUACAACUGAAUUUCAUCCUACCGAAUUCUCCCGGAAAUUGAUGCAGUUCACACAGUUAGAGGAUGAGACACACGUGAAUCUCCAGGAUAAUACAUAUUGGAAAAGAUUAGGAAAAGCUGUAUCUUCAAUAUUUCAAAGCACUGCUCCAGUGGAGAGUAUAUUUGCUGGGAUUGAUUUUGAAAAGCCAAAAAAACAAAGACUUCAGAGAAAAAGAACUGAAGAUAAAGUUGGACCAAAAGUGGUGCCAGUAGCGUUGAAAGAAGUUACAAACGAUGAAGAAAGACAGACAGGAGAACUUACUAGAUUAUAUAACAUUUUGACCAAAAAAUACAGAGAAAACAAUAAGAAGCCUCUGUGCUUUUUCCACUUUGUGGUCAACCCCAAAAGCUACAGUUACACUAUAGAAAAUAUAUUCCAUACAAGUUUCUUAAUAGACAUGCUACGAGCAGAAAUUAGGACAGAUAAAUAUGGCUUGCCAGUAAUAAUACCAAGAGAGCCAGAGGCAGCCAAGCAAGAAAGAAACAAUUGUGGAAAAGGAAAUUCUCAAUGUUUGGUUACAUUGUCAACUGAUGAAUUUGAAGAACUAAUAAAAGCCUUCAACAUCAGAGAAACAACUAUACCUCCUCCACCCGAAGGCAGAAAGAGAAGUAAAAGCGGAACGUGAAAAAGAACUUUACAUUUACUAUAUUAUUUGUAUUGAGUGCAUAGUUGUUUGUAAGGAUUUUUCUAAUUCAGCAUUUUGGUUGAACUGAAUAAAAUAAAAUAUAUUUCCUAAUUUCUCUUCCGAGAAAAUAAACUGCCAUCAGUAUAAAGGCUUUGAUUCUGAAGAUUUUUAGGAUUAGAUUCUUAUAAUAAAGGUCAACACAUUGGUCAUUAGUCAAACGAACCAUA